CAAGAUGGCGCCCCUCCCCCCACACCGCCCCCGCGCGCUCCCGCGGAUCGGCGCGCGGCCCCGCGGCCCGCGCGCGCUCCUGGGCGGGGGAUGUUGUGAUGGAGAAGCCGCCGCGGAGCCGCAGCCCCGCAGCCUGAGCCACCUCCGCCACCUGGGCCUGGGGCCUCCCCGCGCAGCCCUUACCCCCUGCCCUGCAGGAUCUUCCAAGGCCAUGUCUGUUCCAUCAUCACUGAGCCAGUCGGCCAUUAACGCUAACAGCCACGGAGGCCCUGCCCUGAGCUUGCCCCUGCCCCUGCACGCUGCCCACAACCAGCUGCUCAACGCCAAGCUGCAGGCCACGGCCGUGGGACCCAAAGACUUGCGCAGCGCCAUGGGGGAGGGUGGUGGGCCUGAGCAGGGCCCUGCCAAUGCCAAGUGGCUAAAGGAGGGCCAGAACCAGCUCCGGCGGGCUGCCACGGCCCACCGUGACCAGAACCGAAAUGUGACCUUGACCCUGGCAGAGGAGGCCAGUCAGGAGCCUGAGAUGGCACCCUUGGGCCCCAAAGGUUUGAUGCACCUGUACUCUGAGCUGGAGCUUUCUGCCCACAAUGCGGCCAACCGAGGGCUUCGAGGACCUGGCCUGAUCAUUAGCACCCAGGAUCAGGGGCCGGAUGAGGGAGAGGAGAAGGCCGCAGGGGAGGCCGAGGAAGAUGAUGAGGAAGACGACGAGGAGGAAGAGGAGGACUUAUCUUCUCCCCCAGGGCUGCCUGAGCCUCUGGAGAGUGUGGAGGGGCCCCCUGGACCCCAGGCUCUUGCAGAUGGUCCCCGGGAGCACAGCAAGAGUGCCAGCCUCCUGUUCGGCAUGCGGAACAGUGCAGCCAGUGACGAGGACUCGAGCUGGGCUACCUUAUCCCAGGGCAGCCCCUCCUAUGGCUCCCCCGAGGACACAGAUUCCUUCUGGAACCCUAACGCCUUCGAGACGGAUUCCGACUUGCCGGCUGGAUGGAUGAGAGUUCAGGACACCUCAGGGACUUACUACUGGCACAUCCCGACAGGGACCACCCAGUGGGAACCCCCUGGCAGGGCCUCCCCGUCCCAGGGGAGCAGCCCCCGAGAGGAGUCCCAGCUCACCUGGACAGGCUUUGCUCACAGAGAAGGCUACGAGGAUGGAGAAUUUUGGAAGGAUGAACCCAGUGAGGAAGCGCCAAUGGAUUUGGGAUUGAAGGACCCUGAGGAGGGGACACUGCCCUUCCCUGCUCAGAGCCUCAGCCCAGAGCCACUGCCCCAAGAGGAGGAGAAACUGCCCCAAAGGAAUGCCAACCCAGGGAUCAAGUGUUUUGCUGUGCGCUCCCUUGGUUGGGUGGAGAUGACCGAGGAGGAGCUGGCCCCUGGACGCAGCAGCGUGGCUGUCAACAACUGCAUCCGUCAGCUCUGCUACCACAAAAACAAUCUGCACGACCCCAUGUCUGGGGGCUGGGGGGAGGGAAAGGAUCUGCUGCUGCAGCUGGAGGAUGAGACGCUAAAGCUGGUGGAGCCACAGAGUCAGGCCCUGCUGCACACCCAGCCCAUCGUCAGCAUUCGCGUGUGGGGCGUCGGGCGGGACAGUGGAAGGGACUUUGCCUACGUAGCUCGUGAUAAGCUGACCCAGAUGCUCAAGUGCCACGUAUUUCGCUGUGAGGCACCUGCCAAGAACAUCGCCACCAGCCUGCAUGAGAUCUGCUCUAAGAUCAUGGCUGAACGGCGCAACGCUCGCUGUUUGGUAAAUGGACUCUCCCUGGACCACUCUAAACUUGUAGACGUCCCUUUCCAAGUGGAAUUCCCAGCACCUAAGAAUGAGUUGGUGCAAAAGUUCCAAGUCUAUUACCUGGGGAAUGUUCCUGUUGCUAAACCUGUUGGGGUAGACAUAAUAAACGGGGCCCUGGAGUCUGUCCUGUCCUCCAGUAGCCGUGAGCAGUGGACGCCAAGUCACGUCAGUGUGGCCCCUGCCACCCUCACCAUCUUGCAUCAGCAGACAGAGGCGGUGCUGGGAGAGUGUCGGGUACGUUUCCUCUCCUUCCUAGCGGUGGGCAGAGAUGUCCACACAUUUGCAUUCAUCAUGGCUGCUGGCCCAGCCUCCUUCUGCUGCCACAUGUUCUGGUGCGAGCCUAAUGCUGCCAGCCUCUCAGAAGCUGUGCAGGCUGCAUGCAUGCUCCGCUACCAGAAAUGUCUGGAUGCCCGUUCCCAGGCCUCCACAUCCUGCCUCCCCGCACCCCCUGCCGAGUCCGUUGCCCGCCGUGUGGGGUGGACUGUCCGCAGGGGUGUUCAGUCGCUGUGGGGCUCCCUCAAGCCCAAACGCCUGGGGGCCCACACCCCCUGAAGCCCUCAGUUCUCUCUCCACCUGCUUGCACUGGGCCCCAGGGAACUCAAGGCUGUAGGGCAGGGAGGGGCCCCAGAGGUUAUUCUUAGGCCUCAGCCCCAGCCCCCUCCCAAACUGCCCUCCUCAGUAGCUGGGUUCCCUGCCGAGGGGCUGGAGAGGAAGACCUCUGAUCCCUUCAAAGAAGCGACAGUACUGGAUGGAUGACAGGAGCAACAGGAAGCAAGGCCAGCCCCACCCCACCCCACCCACUCCCCCUUUCCCGUAUUUCAGGUGGAGCAGAAGGAAUUCUUCUAAGCCAGGCCCCAUCUUUGGGGGGUCCAGCAGGGACAGAAGGAGGGGACCGGCCCAGACGUGGACCCCCUCCCUGCUGCCCCAUGGCACCUCUGCUGUACUGAUAUCACUAAUAAAGUCUGUCUG
Artibeus jamaicensis (Jamaican fruit-eating bat) is the source of this 2752-nucleotide messenger RNA. It is a transcript of the gene APBB1, whose product is annotated as amyloid beta precursor protein binding family B member 1. Gene Ontology annotation, biological process: regulation of DNA-templated transcription. Bases 5 to 2335 code for a protein of 776 amino acids. Lineage: Eukaryota; Metazoa; Chordata; Mammalia; Chiroptera; Phyllostomidae. The record is from RefSeq and is a predicted model, not a curated record. The transcript has 14 exons. Gene Ontology annotation, cellular component: cytoplasm; nucleus. Gene Ontology annotation, molecular function: transcription factor binding; amyloid-beta binding.